Cynara cardunculus var. scolymus (artichoke) is the source of this 1464-nucleotide messenger RNA. RefSeq names its product ammonium transporter 3 member 1-like. Gene Ontology annotation, cellular component: plasma membrane. Gene Ontology annotation, molecular function: ammonium channel activity. Gene Ontology annotation, biological process: ammonium transmembrane transport. NCBI's taxonomy places the organism in Eukaryota, Viridiplantae, Streptophyta, Magnoliopsida, Asterales, Asteraceae. Bases 1 to 1464 code for a protein of 487 amino acids. The record is from RefSeq and is a predicted model, not a curated record. The transcript has 3 exons.
AUGAGUUUUUCACCCCCCUCCCCCUUCAAUAUCACCACCCCCUUUGCCUUCCCUCCCAAUUUGUUGCCAACUGAUUCCAGUCCAAAAUGGAUGAACAAGGCCGACAAUGCAUGGCAGUUGAUGGCUGCCACGCUUGUCGGGCUUCAAAGUGUCCCCGGACUGAUCAUCUUGUACGGUGGAGCCGUCAAGAAAAAGUGGGCCGUGAACUCUGCGUUUAUGGCGCUCUAUGCUUUCGCUAUGGUUCUCGUUUGUUGGGUUUGCUGGGGUUAUCAACUUUCAUUUGGGGAUCAACUUGUCCCUAUAUGGGGAAAGAUCGAUGUCGCCCUUGAGCAAAAGUUCCUUCUUGAGCCGGCGUUUCUGGGAUUGUUUCCGAACGCCACCAUGGUCUUUUUUCAAUUUGUUUUUGCCGCCAUUACUUUGAUUUUGAUUGCUGGAGCGGUUUUGGGACGGAUGAACUUUUACGCGUGGAUGUUGUUCGUUCCGCUUUGGCUAACCUUUUCGUACACAGUUGGCGCAUUCACGAUUUGGUCUACGGAUGGUUGGUUAACUAAAAUGGGCAUAAUUGACUAUUCGGGUGGUUAUGUGAUCCAUCUUUCUUCAGGAGUUGCCGGUUUCACUGCUGCUUAUUGGGUUGGUCCAAGAUUGACGAAGGAUAGGGAAAGAUUUCCUCCAAAUAACAUUAUACUUAUGUUAGCCGGUGCAGGCCUCCUAUGGAUGGGCUGGACCGGGUUCAAUGGGGGUGACCCUUAUGCCGCUAGCGUAGAUGCUUCCUUAGCCGUCUUGAACACCCACGUUUGUGCUGCCACCAGCCUCUUGACCUGGCUUAUUCUUGACGUAGUUUUCUUCAAGAAAGCUUCAGUGAUCGGUGCCGUUCAAGGCAUGAUCACGGGUCUAGUUUGCAUCACCCCAGCGGCAGGCGUAGUGCAAGGGUACUCAGCAAUACUCAUGGGACUUUUCUCGGGGUCGAUCCCAUGGUUCACCAUGAUGGUGGUGCACAAAAAAUCGAAGCUCCUUCAGAAAGUUGACGACACGAUGGCCGUGCUACACACGCACGCAAUAGCCGGAACCCUAGGAGGCCUCCUCACCGGCCUCUUUUCCGAGCCACAUUUGUGUGAAUUGUUCUACGGAAGUCCUGGAAAAUACAUGGGUUUAUUUGUAGGGUUGCACCGUGGGACCUCGCAAAGCGUCAGUCACGGAUUCAGACAGAUGGGUGUUCAAAUAACUGGGAUUUUAUUCGUCAUCGUUCUUAACAUCGUGAUGACAAGCUUAGUGUGUUUAUUCGUGCAACUAAUCGUGCCAUUGCGGAUGUCCGAUGAGGAUAUGGAAGUCGGAGAUGAAGCCGCUCAUGGUGAAGAGGCGUAUGCAAUUUGGGGUCAAGGGGAAAGGCUUGAGAACUCAAGGUUCUCGAAUUAUAACGAUAUCGAGGUCCCGAGCAAGGGUCCUGGUUCGAUUGAAUUGGCAUAA